AUGAACGAAUUAUUUGAGGACUUUGCCAAAGCGUACGCUUUGCGAAAUGGAUACCUGCUAGCACAGACAAUCUCACCAGUGCCGCCUCCCAAUGAGCCGCACAGGCUGAAACGCAUAUGGCAGAGCACGAAUUCCCAUAGCGCCAAAGGAGACAUUAAGCACUUUAUUAAGUCACAGACAUCUUCUCGAAAGACUAUAAGCCAUGACGAGGUCAACGGAUGGGUUGAAGUAUAUGUGGCGUACUGGAACGCAAUAGGUGAGAUUCUUGCUGGGGAGAGCGGCAAGUCCUCUUGGACUAAAGUCUAUGAGGCGUGGAAAGAGCUUACCUCCAUGUUAAUUCGAGGGUACAAUAACUCUGGCUUUGAAGCAUGGACAAUUCCCACCCUCUACGUCGUUGGGAAGUAUUUGAGAUUGUUUGCUAUCAAGUCCGAUGACGAGAGAAGCCGGUCUUCCACCGACAACUCCGGAACUGCAUCGCUGAUGCAGGACGACUUUGACCCGGAACUAGAGAAACAGGGUCAGCUUAGAGACUGCGAGCAGCAUCUAAAGCGCAUAUUUACGCUGUGCCUCAAUGACAGAGCACCGAUAGAAGAAUCUCGAAAAUGGGGGAUAUAUUUUGUUAUUAAUUUGUUGUUCAAGACAUACUUCAAGCUCAACAGUGCGUCAUUAUCAAGAACAAUUUUGAAGACGUUGGCCGUCUAUAACGACAAGGGAGACAUGCCACCUUUAGAGGCAUUUCCAAGGGCUCAAAGGGUUACCUUCAAGUAUUAUGAAGGUGUUUUGUUCUUUCUCGAGGAGAACUAUGUUCAGGCAGAAAAGCACCUUAUUGAGGCAUGGCAAUUGUGCCACAAGGAUGCCAAGAGCAACGCAGAGCGCAUCUUGACAUAUCUCAUCCCCUGCCGACUGCUAACUAGCCAUGUCCUCCCUACCAAAGCACUCCUUCAACCGUAUCCUCGAUUGCAGGAACUGCUUCUACCACUUGCGGAGUGCAUUAAGCGAGGCGAUUUGCAUAAUUUCGACCUAGCCCUACAAAAGGGUGAAGACGAAUUUGUCAAGAAACGUAUAUAUUUGACCCUAGAGCGCGGCCGUGAUAUUGCUCUGCGCAACCUCCUACGCAAGGUUUUCAUCGCCGGUGGAUUUGACGAACCCAAAGAGGGCGAAACGACCCCUGUGCGCAGAACUCGAGUACCAGUCUCAGAAUUCCGAGCCGCAAUCUGCAUGGGAAGUGGUGGGGAACUCGUCGAUACAGAUGAAGUCGAGUGCCUGUUGGCCAACAUGAUCUACAAGACUGUGCCGGGUGCCUCAACCUAA
This is a messenger RNA of Metarhizium brunneum ARSEF 3297, 1311 nucleotides long. NCBI's taxonomy places the organism in Eukaryota, Fungi, Ascomycota, Sordariomycetes, Hypocreales, Clavicipitaceae. The record is from RefSeq and is a predicted model, not a curated record.